UCGAUUAUUGGCUCAUUUCAGAAUACGUCAAGGUCUUUUCACCAGCGGACGAUUCUAUAAUUCUUACACUAAUGGCGAUUAGCCAUGCGGAAUCUCGAGCUUCGGAAAAAUAUGCGGUCAUCGAUGUAAAAACUGGGACCCAGCAUUCUUAUCGCAAUUUAAUAAGUGACGUAACAGAAUUUCGGAAAAGAUUGUUAAGGGAGUCGGGAGCAGUUGGUGAAGAUUUGAAUGAAGCGAGAAUAGCUUUUCUAUGUCCUAGUGGUUAUGACUAUGUGGUUACUCAAUGGUCGAUAUGGUCGACUGGAGGUGUUGCGGUUCCAUUAAGUACUGCACAUCCGCCUCCAGAACUUUUGUAUUUCCUUAGAGACUCCCAAGCUUCCAUUGUUAUCACUCACCCGGAAUUUUAUGAUCGAAUGAGGGAUGUGGCAAAGGACGCCGGAAUCGAAAGAGUGGUAGUGAUCGGUGACAAAAAUCAAAGGUACAGCGAUGACGAUGAUGAGUUUAGGAUUGAUUUGUAUUCUAUGUCAGGGAAACCGAAAGGAGUCGUAUCGACUCAUGCAAACUUUGCAGCUCAGAUUAAAUCUUUGGUUGAAGCUUGGAGAUACACUGAGAAAGAUAAACUUUUGCAUGUAUUGCCGUUGCAUCAUUUGCACGGUAUCCUUAAUGUAAGUUCAAAGUUUCAAUGUCCGGGAAGGGGGACCGUGGAAAUGAUGCCAAAGUUUGAUGCAGCCAAAGUUUGGAGUAGAUGGAUGAGGCCAGAACGGGAUCUCACCCUUUUUAUGGCCGUUCCGACCAUUUAUUGUAAGCCAAAAAAUUGGAUUGCGUCCUUAGAUCACAUGCAUACUAAAGAAAGCUUCUAUUUUAGCAAAGUUAAUUCAAUAUUACAAAACCAACAUCCCCCCAGAAAACUGAUGGUAUCUGGAUCAUCGGCACUUCCAGUCACUAUCAGAGACGAAUGGAAAGAAAUUAGUGGGGGACAAGUAUUGCUGGAAAGAUAUGGAAUGAGUGAAAUUGGAAUGGGACUUAGUCAUGAGUAUGAAGUUGAGAAGAGAUACGAGGGAAGUGUGCAGGUGAGAUUAAUUUCAGAAGAUGGAAAGGACACUACUGAUGUUCCCGAACAACUGGGAGAAUUACAAAUCAAGGGCCCUAAUGUGUUUAAAGAAUAUUGGAAUAGACCCGAUGAGACUAAAAAAGAAUUUAGUGAAGAUGGAUGGUUUAAGACAGGCGAUGUGGCUAUAAAAACCAAAAACGAGAAGGUAUUUAAAAUACACGGAAGGUUGAAUAUCGAUAUAAUCAAGUCAGGAGCUUAUAAAAUAUCGGCACUGGAAGUUGAAUAUGCGUUACUGUCGCAUUCAAAUAUUUCGGAAGCUGCUGUGGUUGGAGUCGAGGAUCACGAAUGGGGACAGAAAGUUGCCGCUCUGGUUGCACUCAAAGAUCCUGCAA
Messenger RNA from Acaulospora colombiana, 1443 nucleotides. Lineage: Eukaryota; Fungi; Glomeromycota; Glomeromycetes; Diversisporales; Acaulosporaceae. The record is from the annotation of a GenBank genome assembly.